UGAGAACAACUUUAGAUCUGUUUGCUAUGUUUACAUUUAGUUUUACUGUAGAAGCUGAAAAGAAAUACUUGCUAGACAUGGCUAGAUGCAGCAUGACGACAUAUUAAAGUGUUUAUCUGCUACAUUUGUCAAGUUAAAAGAAAUAUUGUCUUUACACCAUAGAUGCUUUGCUAACAUGACCAAAACACACAGCAGUAAUAUACUAAAACCCGGAAUUGUAUGUUUAAAGUUCAAACAUUACAGAGAUAACUUUAAAAAUGCAAAAACAAUAAAACAAAUACAGUAUAUACAUGAGAAACGGGAUGAAGCUACUAAGGGAUGUAAUGGGGAUGACUUUGCACGGGGGGGAAGGGAACUGGGAGGGCUGGUUUUAAUGUGUGAUGAGAAAAUGUUUGUAAUUCCAGAGGAGAACAGGUUGAGCAGGCUGUGAUAUCACAGCUUUGGUCAGCAUUGUAUGUGCUUCCUUUUUGCCAGAUACUCUUUGUCCUUCGUCCCAGGUAGGAUCAAUGCUCUGAUAAAUCACACGUUAAACUUUUUAAUUAGUGGGUAAGGACUCCAUAUUUUUGGUGGUGGUAAUUGGAGAGUAUGUUUUCAUAGUUGAAGCAGGUCUGUGCUUGUUUGGACCAGCCUUGGAGACUUAGAUGUGUUUUGUUCACGUAAGGGUAAAGUACCAUGUGAGUUGGAUCUAUUGAGUUUUAUUUAGCAGGUGUGUUAAAUGGAUGAUAUAGUUCAUUUUAGGUGAAGUACAUCUUCAUAUUUUAUAUUACUUGUUUUGAGUGUUGCAUGCUGUAAUAAGACUGUUAUUAUAAUAAUAUAGUUCCAUGACCUACAAUAUUUAAAAGAUGAUUAUUUCACAGCAAUUCAAUCAGAAUUAACCUGUUCUAAGCAAAUGUUUUCCUUGAACCUGUUGGACUGUAAAUGGUCAAGGUUUUAACAUUUUUCUCGUAGUACCAGAACAUGGUGAAACCCCACAGUUCUUUGUGAUUUUUGUAUUUCACCAAAAUAAAUUUAGAUUUAUAUGUAUAACACAGAGUUUAUGGUUGUAUAAUGAGAAAACAGACAGGAUAUAUGAUUUGUUUUUAUAACAUGUAAAGUGUGUGUGUGUAGGUGUGUGUGCGUGUGUUUUGUUUUGUUUUGUAUCUGUCGCUUUAAACCAGUGGUACUCUGGUGAGAGUUUUGACUUGUGAAUACUCGUGAUCCCCAAACAUGACGUUGCAUUCUUUAGCAGCCUGAGGGAGGAGAUAAUAUUUCCACUGCUGUAUCAGAGCUGGAGACUCAUCGGCUUUGUUGUGACAUGUGACGUCACACAGCUCCCAGUGCAAAGAGCCUAACAGCUAUUUAAAGUACCCACUGUAUUUACAACUGACUUAUCAUUUUCAUGAUCAGCAUACACAUUGGGGUACAUUCAGCACUAGUUUAAACGUCCUGUGGGUGAAUUUAAAUAGCUGUAGAAUAUGUUGUAGACUUAGAAAAAGAUGACAGAUCAUUUCAUGUCAACAAAAGAUACUUCUUGCCCACUGGGAGCUGGGAAAGGCUGUAGCCCCUAUGCAACCCUAAACUGGAUUAAGCAGGUUUAGAAUGAAGGAUGGAUGAAGAGACCAGUAGCCAAAUAAAGAGCAGAUUAAUAUUAUUUAUUUUAUUUUAUUUAAUUUAUACACAACCUCUCAUGUUAUCUGUGCAGUAUGAGAACAGCCAUUCACAGAGCAACCAAACAAACCUGUUUGCCUCACUGAAUUUCUUGUCACCAUGGCUGCUUUUCCUUUUUGAGAUGUUCCCAAAAACAUUUAGGCUUUUUUUUUGACGUAGGCCCACUAACUGUUUUUUGUCAUACUGGCUUUCUUAGCAAAAAGAAAAUACAGAAAAUGUGCAGAAGGCUGUCAUGAAACGACCCUAUCAGAAUACCAUGCUUGUAUAGUGAAUAUGUUUACUUGAUCAACAUUACUGUUUUGUUUUUUAAUUGAAAAUUUGCAGCUGAAUCCAGUCAAAUGGUACAACUUUGAGUCAGAAGCUAUGGCCCACAGUUUUGGAUCCACCCUAAACACAAACUCAUGACUUCUUUCACAGCUUAAUAUUUAACCUUUCAACCAAAUUCCAACAGAUUAUAUUUAUAAAUUCCUGAGAUAACCUGCAAAGGAGAGAACAAAAUACUUUGUAAAUGGUAAUGGUGGUCCUUCUUUCAAUAACAAUUAUAAAAUAAAAAAAAACAAAAACAAAAACAAAAACAAGAAAGAUGUCCCAAAGAUGCGUACUUAGACUUACUUUGCUUUUAUCUAGAUCUCUGUUUGUCUUCCUGUUAAUGGAUCCUCCUUCGUAUCAGGAGGCCAGUCGCCACCCUCCUGCUCAGAGCACAGAGGGACUUAACUUCUCCGGUCCUCCUCCUUUGGCUUACAACACCUUUGCAUCCCCCACAACACCUCCUCCUUCCUAUGGAGACACAGUCCAACGAGAUCUGUUUCCUGUCCUGAUUCCACCAUCUGUGCCAGCUGUUGAGCCCCCACGAGCCCAAGAUGCUGGAUUCAUAGUCCAUCCAGUUUCACAAAUUGGAGUGACACCACCUGUCAGGAGCACACGAGUUCAGACAGUAGCCGUUGUGUCCCAGCCGCAGCCCGUCCCCAUCUUGGUGGAAUAUCUGAGGGACAUUCCUGGUUUAGUACACUGUACACAUUGCCAGCAACUCGUCACUAGUAAAGUCAAGUAUGUGCCCGGGGCGGCUGCUUGGUGCUCUUGUGUCUUCCUUGCAUUGAUGGGGCUGUUCUGUGGUUGCUGCCUGAUCCCAUUAAUGAUAAGAGGAAUGCAAAACGUGAUUCACUCCUGUCCACAUUGCGGAAAGCAACUGCAUGUUUAUAAAAGAUGACAGUGCCAGGAUUUGUAAAGCUGCUGAGAUUCUGAGUCCUCUUAUGAUCUCAUUACAUAUUUAUGUCACAAAAUGGGCAAAUUAAUUUAUAAGCUGUAACUGCAAGCAGCUCACUCUGAUAUAAGUGUGCUGUGAAAGCACAGAGAGGCUGCUAUAUUUAUGUCAUUAUCAUAUUUUCACUUAAGAGCACCAAUGGAAAUUCAAACUCACCAUAUCUGCUUAUAUGUAUAAAGGAACAAGCAUCAGGCUGAACAGGGUUCUUCAUCUCUGGUCCUUAAUGGCCACUCUUACAGAUUUUAGCUGGUUCCCUGCUUGCGCUCACCUGGCCCAAAUUAAAAGCUCAUUAGCAUGCUUUUGCAGAAUUUUGAGAAGUAUGAUUAAUUUGAAUUGUGUUGAAGCAGGGAAACAACUAAAAUCUGCAAGGCAGGGCCCUAAAGCAGUGUUUCUCAUGUUUCCAGCUCCAUCACACCUGAUUCUGAUUAAUGUAACUGUUUGUCAAAUUCUUUGCAAGCCGGUUAAUGAGCCAUUCAUUUCAUUCACGUGUUUUGUAGGGCAUAUAUAUAUGCAGAGCAUAAGUAUAAAGGACAAACUGACAACAAUGCUUCAGCACUUCGAAUUAAUUGAUUAUAAUGAAGGGGAGAAAAACUGAAUGUGCCUCUUGAUGAGCAGUCUGCAUCAGUGAAAUGUGAGGAUGUUUUACAGAGCUGCACACUCUGAGGACAUUUACAAUAAUCUGUAUCUGCUUUGUUGUUAUUUUGUUAUGCUCUAGCCUGAUUACUGUAUUUUCUGUAUUUUGUUUUUUGUGUGUGUGUUUUGAAUUCUGUGUUUACAGCAGAUAUUUAAUGUUCAUUAGCAACAUUUUUUCAGAAUAUUUGAGCACAAUAUCUUUAAAUGAACAGGAUUUAAUUCAUUUUGCUGCCUAAUAUUUCUGUGUUGUGAUUAAUAAAGUUAAACAUUUGUUGA
Molecule: messenger RNA, 3817 nt
Organism: Melanotaenia boesemani (Boeseman's rainbowfish)
Lineage: Eukaryota; Metazoa; Chordata; Actinopteri; Atheriniformes; Melanotaeniidae
Product: lipopolysaccharide-induced tumor necrosis factor-alpha factor homolog
Exons: 4
Coding region: 2231-2854 (207 amino acids)
Molecular function (GO): zinc ion binding
Source: RefSeq, a predicted model, not a curated record